AUGAAAAGUUGGUUAGAAGCCAGUGGCAUGGACGAGGGUAUGCCGUGCAUGCUGACGGAGCCUCGAGAAGCUCUACUGCCGAUAACUGGCAGGGAAAACUUGGCGCCUAGGAAAAGGGACCGUACUUUAGAAUCUUGCGCGCUAUCAGAAGAAGCGUAUCUCUCGAGUGGCGCGGGCUCCCCAUGCGCAGGGUUGUCACGCGAGGAGCGCAGGCGCAGACGUCGCGCUACCCUCAAGUACCGCACCGCGCACGCGACCAGGGAAAGAAUCAGAGUGGAAGCUUUCAACGCUGCGUUCGCGGCCCUCAGGAGGCUACUGCCAACAUUACCACCAGACAAGAAGCUGUCUAAAAUUGAAAUCCUUAGAUUAGCAAUAUGUUACAUCGCGUAUUUGAAUCAUGUAUUGGACGCUUAA
Messenger RNA from Diatraea saccharalis (sugarcane borer), 414 nucleotides. Lineage: Eukaryota; Metazoa; Arthropoda; Insecta; Lepidoptera; Crambidae. The record is from the annotation of a GenBank genome assembly.